AGGUGGCACUGACUGGCACUGAUGGGUGACACUGAAGGGCAGCUCAGAUGGGCACUGAUAUAUGGCAUUGAUGUGCACUGGUAGGCACUGAUUGGCACUGUUCAGCACUGACAGCUGGCACUGAUGGACACUGACAGGUGGCACUUCUGGGGCCACACUGAUCAUCAGGGCACACUGAUUAUCAGUGCCCUGAUGAUCAGUGUACAUGUCCCGCGGAAUGCCGAUUACUGGCUCUCCUCUCGAGCUGUCAGCAUGACAGCCCGAGAGGAG
Staurois parvus is the source of this 270-nucleotide messenger RNA. Lineage: Eukaryota; Metazoa; Chordata; Amphibia; Anura; Ranidae. The record is from the annotation of a GenBank genome assembly.